Molecule: messenger RNA, 2403 nt
Organism: Leucoraja erinaceus (little skate)
Lineage: Eukaryota; Metazoa; Chordata; Chondrichthyes; Rajiformes; Rajidae
Gene: cdc42
Product: cell division cycle 42
Exons: 6
Coding region: 188-763 (191 amino acids)
Biological process (GO): small GTPase-mediated signal transduction
Molecular function (GO): GTPase activity; GTP binding
Source: RefSeq, a predicted model, not a curated record
UCCAUGGGAGCGGCGGCGUGAUGACGCAGGCGACGCGAUGACGACAUGGCGGCGUGCCCCUGCAGCGGUUUAAAGCUGUGCAGGAAACCCCGUGCAGCGCCAACGCCCGGUGCAGUCGCUGCCGCGUCCGCCCGUCGACACAACAAUAGAUUCAAUAAAGGUGGAGACUUGAAAGUGAUCUACAACUAUGCAGACCAUUAAAUGUGUUGUAGUUGGUGAUGGUGCUGUUGGUAAAACAUGUCUCUUAAUCUCUUACACGACAAACAAAUUUCCAUCAGAAUAUGUUCCUACGGUAUUUGAUAACUAUGCUGUGACAGUUAUGAUUGGAGGUGAACCAUAUACCUUAGGACUGUUUGACACUGCAGGUCAGGAAGAUUAUGACCGAUUACGACCACUGAGUUAUCCGCAGACUGAUGUUUUCCUUGUGUGCUUUUCUGUUGUGUCGCCAUCAUCAUUUGAAAAUGUUAAAGAAAAGUGGGUACCUGAGAUAACUCAUCAUUGUCCAAAGACUCCAUUCCUGCUGGUUGGGACUCAAAUUGAUCUAAGGGAUGACUCCUCGACCAUUGAGAAACUUGCAAAGAACAAACAGAAGCCCAUUAUCCUUGAUAAUGCUGAAAAGCUGGCCAAGGAUCUGAAAGCUGUCAAAUAUGUGGAGUGUUCUGCCCUGACACAAAGAGGUCUGAAGAAUGUUUUUGAUGAGGCUAUCCUAGCUGCUCUCGAGCCACCGGAAACUCAAAGGAAGCGGAAAUGCUGUAUAUUUUAAGUGUCCCUGUUUUUCUGUAUGCAGUCCAAUAGAGAUGUUGUUCAAAUGAAUCCGUUUAAAUUGUUUCCCUCUCUCCAUAUGGAUCUGUAAACGUUGCUGGAUGCCAUUUUGAACCUUUCCAAAGUUUCUACUCAUGUAACUGUGAUGUACAUCUAGGUAUUGUACAGUUGCACCUAUUUUGUAGGUGUUAAUUUGGUUGAAAUAAAAUUGACUCAAAUGUUCUGGUUCAUAAUGGAGAGCUGUAAAAUGGAACUGAUGGCAUUCAUGGGUCCUUGUCUUGCUUUUAUCCUUUGCAAAUGUGGCAAAGUAACAGUCACCUUCUGUUUGUCAUUGGCUAACUUCAACUGAAAUGGUAACAUUGCAGUAUUGUUCCUGCCUCUACUGUGACUUCUGUGCCAGAUCUUUGGGUUCUUGGUCCCAUAGUUGUAAAACUCGACCUACCAGUAACUUUAAAUGCUCUUUUUUCCUCUUCUCUUCUUCCCCCUCCUCUCCAUCCCUGCUUUAUUUAAACUGGAUUGUUUUAUCCCAUUUUAUUUUGCAUAAUGUUAGUAAUCCUCUGCAAAGUUAUACCUGUUGACACUGAAGAGUUGACUUGGUCAAUUAAUGUAACUAGAGACAGAUAUGAGUAAUAUUGCAAUGGGACUGCAGUGGUGAUUAAAUAGUAAAACCAAACUGCAACUAAAUUAGAAUAAAUGGUCCUUAAUUAGCUGUUGUAUAAAUGGAAUGGACAGUUUUGGUGUCUUGAAUGUUAGGUGCUUAAUAUCUACAUAUUCCUACAUUGUUGAAAUUAUGAAUGUUGUAUGUUCUAGACACUACCAGGAAUCCAAACCUCUCUCAAUAACAGUUUUAAAUUGAUAUUCAUAAAAGCUGUCUUUUAAUGGAAGACAGUUUUAUUAAAUCCUUUUAGCUAGGACCAAGGAUAUUAGUGGUAGUUGUAUUGUGUAGUAGGUUUUAUAGAGUUGUAUACAGUAAAUAUCAGCAUGUUAAUGCUAACAUCACAGAUGCAAGUUUUAAAAUUGUAUUGCUAUUUCAUAUGUGCAAGGGAAAUGCAUGUCUAGGUAAUUCUACUGCUGCUGUUUGGGAAGUUAAUGAACUUUUAAGUGAUGGCAAAGACCCCCCCCCCCCCCCGGCUCAGCUCAUUGGCAAGAAAUUGCUUAAAACGUGAUCCCAUAAACUUCCAGGUCUAUUCAUUUGUUUUUGUUUAAUCUAUUGUGGAUGAGGCCUUUUAUUCUACAGCUUUCAUUAGUAGUUUGGAACUUAAGCAUUGUAAUAAACCUGUCAAGAGUAUAGAAAGGAGAGAUCAAGGAUUACCGUGUUAUUGGAAAAUGGGGAUAAUGAAGUGAUUCCUUCACUCCCAAUCUACCUUUUGAUUUGCAUAUACUUGAAUCCUUGUAGUUAAUCCUUAAGAAUUAUUUAUUAACAAAUCUCAUCAGGAUAAAUAUUUUUAUAAUUAAUUUUGAACUACAUCGUAAUAUGUCAACAAGAUUUACCCGGCUAUUUGUUUGGUUCUUGUGUUUUUUUAUUUUGAACCUGUAACCAUGAGACCCCACCUUUCUCUCCCACUUUUCAGAAAGGACUAAAGAAUGUAUUUGACGAAGCAAUAUUGGCAGCCCUGGAGCCACCAGAACCCAAGAAGAAAA